UUUUAUUAUUAUUUUCUUUUAUCUAUACGUCUCCACGCAUAGAAGAAGAAGAACAGCGGAUGAUACUGCCACGAAGCGUUCGUUCCAAUCCGAUAGAAGCCGAAACCCAUUUGACAAGAAAUUCAUGAAAUUGUUUCUUUUACAAGAAAAACAUUUUGUCUUUUUUUGAAUGAAUUCUUUGACAAGAAACUCAUUUCAAUAGCUUUUGGUCGUCUAUGUUUUUUAAGGUAAAGUUUUGGGGUCGUCUAUUUAGUAGCUUUUUUUGGUUACUCUCACCACCAACAACACUCUCUCACCCCCAAUACUACCAUGUCUCGAAUCCAGUCUCAACCGUCCAUAAUCAUCUCCUUCAUCUUCUUCUUACUUGCCCCACUUCCAUACCCGACCCGAGCUCGAAACCCUCAUGUCAUCGAUUUCCGAUCCCCAGAUCUCUAUCCGGAAGGCAUCACUUGGGACCCAUCAGCCCAACACUUCAUCGUCGGCUCCUUCCGCCACCGCACUCUCGUCUCAGUUUCCGAUGCCGGCGUUGUCGAAACCUUAAUUUCCGACACCUCGCUCCCAGAGAACGUCAGCUUCGUCGGCCUCGCCGUCGAUUCCGUCAACAACCGUGUCCUCGCCGCCGUCCAUGCCGCCGACCCAUUACCUCCCUUCAGCGCCCUCGCCGCCUACGAUCUCCGUUCCCGCCGCCGCAUCUUCCUCUCCGCCCUUCCCUCCGAAAACGACGACCUCAAGCAACAGCUCGCCAACGCCGUGGCCGUUGACUUCAAAGGCAAUGCCUACGUCACCAACUCGAUCGGAAAUCUCAUCUGGAAAGUCAACGCGCAAGGAGAGGCUUCCAUCUUCUCCAAGUCGCCGAUCUACACCUCCCACCCGGUGGACCAAAACGCACCGUUCAGUUUCUGCGGUCUAAACGGCAUCGUUUACGUCAGCAAAGGGUAUCUCCUUGUGGUGCAAAGCAAUACGGGGAAGAUGUACAAGGUCGACGCCGACGACGGCACGGCCAGGCAGGUUCUGCUGUCGGAAGAUAUGCCGAUGGCCGAUGGAAUUGCAAUGAGGAAAGACGGCGUCGUUGCGGUGGUUUCGCCGUAUAAGCUGUGGCUGUUGAAGAGCCAGGACAGUUGGGGGGAAGGAGUGGUUUAUGACAAAAUUGACCUUGACAACGAGAGGUUUCCGACCUCAGUGAUUGUGGCGGAUGAGGACAGGGUUUAUGUGAUAUACGGGCAUGUUUUGGAGGCUAUAAAGGGAAAUUCCGGUAGGGAGGAGUUUAGGAUAGCGGAAGUGAGGUCGGAAAUUGAGAGUAGGGAAGAGAAUGUGUGGAUUUAUGUAUUGGUCGGUUUGGGUUUGGCCUAUUUCUUGUUUUGGAGAUUUCAGAUGCGCCAGCUUAUUGGAAACUUGGACAAAAAGACCAAUUGAUUUUUUUUUUUUUUUCCUUUUUUUCUUUUUAAAUUUCCACUCUCUGUCUGUAAAACUUGCUCUUGUUUUUAUUUCUAGUAAAGUUUAAUGAAAGAAAGCUACAAUCUUUUGUUUGA
Messenger RNA from Ziziphus jujuba (common jujube), 1529 nucleotides. RefSeq lists its product as uncharacterized. The coding region runs from base 310 to 1413 and encodes 367 amino acids. Gene Ontology annotation, cellular component: endoplasmic reticulum. The record is from RefSeq and is a predicted model, not a curated record. Lineage: Eukaryota; Viridiplantae; Streptophyta; Magnoliopsida; Rosales; Rhamnaceae. The transcript has a single exon.